Molecule: messenger RNA, 5857 nt
Organism: Chrysemys picta bellii (western painted turtle)
Lineage: Eukaryota; Metazoa; Chordata; Testudines; Emydidae
Source: RefSeq, a predicted model, not a curated record
AGGAAACUACAGGAAAGAGUUUAAUGUAAUGUGUUUCUUUCUUGAACUCUUGUAGAACUCAUAGUUUGGGAAAAUGUCAUUUCCUCAUGAUUUUGUAAUCAAAUUAAUUUUCUUGCACCCUAGAACUGUAUGUUGCUUGGAGGACGUAAGAAUACAGAUGUUCCAUUGGAAGUAUAUCUAGUAACACCAAUACAGAGAAUAUGCAAGUAUCCCCUCCUUUUGAAGGAGUUAUUGAAGCGGACGCCAAAGAAACACAGUGACUACACAGUAUUAAUGGAAGCUCUGCAAGCCAUGAAAGCUGUCUGUUCCAAUAUAAAUGAGGCUAAGAGACAAAUGGAAAAAUUAGAGGUUUUGGAAGAAUGGCAGUCUCACAUUGAAGGAUGGGAGGGGUCCAACAUCACAGAUUCAUGCACGGAAAUGCUAAUGUAUGGAGUUUUGCUGAAAAUUUCUGCAGGAAAUAUCCAGGAGCGGGUAUUUUUUCUUUUUGACAAUCUUUUGGUCUACUGUAAACGAAAACACAGACGAUUGAAGAACAGCAAAGCAUCUACUGAUGGCCAUCGGUAUCUUUUUCGAGGCAGAAUAAACACAGAGGUAAUGGAAGUGGAGAACGUAGAUGAUGGCACAGCUGACUUUCAUAGCAGUGGCCACAUUGUUGUUAAUGGCUGGAAAAUCCACAACACAGCAAAGAACAAAUGGUUUGUAUGCAUGGCAAAAACUUCUGAAGAGAAGCAAGAAUGGCUGGAAGCUAUUCUAAAAGAGAGAGAGAGAAGGAAAGGUUUAAAAUUGGGUAUGGAACAAGACACUUGGGUGAUGAUCUCUGAGCAGGGAGAGAAACUCUACAAAAUGAUGUGCAAACAAGGGAACCUAAUCAAAGACAGGAAAAGAAAACUAACUACUUUCCCCAAAUGUUUUCUGGGAAGUGAGUUUGUGUCCUGGUUAUUGGAAACUGGAGAAAUACACAAAUCUGAAGAAGGUGUUCAUCUUGGCCAAGCGUUGUUAGAGAAUGGCAUUAUCCACCAUGUUACAGAUAAGCACCAGUUCAAACCUGAACACAUGCUCUACAGGUUCCGUUAUGAUGAUGGAACAUACUAUCCAAGAAGUGAAAUGCAGGAUGUGAUUUCCAAGGGUGUAAGAUUGUACUGUCGUCUUCACAGUCUGUUUACUCCAGUGAUAAGGGAUAAAGAUUAUCAUCUGAGGACAUAUAAAUCUGUAGUCAUGGCUAACAAACUGAUAGACUGGCUAAUUGCACAGGGGGAUUGUCGGACCAGGGAAGAAGCAAUGAUCUUUGGUGUAGGACUAUGUGACAAUGGGUUUAUGCACCAUGUCUUAGAAAAAAGUGAAUUUAAAGAUGAGCCACUUCUUUUUCGCUUUUUUGCGGAUGAAGAAAUGGAAGGAUCAAAUAUGAAGCACAGGCUUAUGAAACAUGAUUUAAAAGUAGUGGAAAAUGUCAUAGCCAAGUCACUAUUGAUUAAAUCUAAUGAAGGCAGCUAUGGUUUUGGUUUAGAAGACAAAAACAAAUUACCAAUUAUUAAAUUAGUGGAGAAGGGGUCAAAUGCUGAGAUGGCAGGCCUGGAAGUUGGGAAGAAGAUAUUUGCCAUUAAUGGUGACCUAGUUUUUCUGAGACCCUUCAACGAAGUGGAUUGCUUCCUGAAAGCAUGCUUAAACAGCAGAAGGCCCCUCAGGGUACUUGUGAGCACAAAACCAAGGGAGACAGUGAAGAUCCCUGACUCUGCAGAUGGGCUUGGAUUCCAAAUCCGGGGCUUUGGUCCAUCGGUUGUCCAUGCUGUUGGAAGAGGAACUGUGGCAGCUGCAGCAGGUCUCCACCCUGGACAGUGCAUAAUUAAAGUGAAUGGAAUUAACGUCAGCAAAGAGACUCAUGCAAGUGUUAUCGCCCACGUCACAGCCUGCAGGAAAUACAAGCGUCCAAUGCAGCAAGAUUCCAUACAGUGGGUAUAUAACAGUAUAGAGAGUGCACAGGAAGACCUUCAGAAAGCGAACUCUAAACCCCCUGGAGAUGAGGGAGGAGAUGCCUUUGACUGCAAAGUGGAAGAAGUAAUUGACAAGUUUAACACAAUGGCAAUAAUUGAUGGGAGGAAGGAUCAUGUGAGUCUCACUGUUGAUAAUGUUCAUCUGGAAUAUGGAGUGGUUUAUGAGUAUGACAGUACGGCUGGAAUAAAAUGCCAUGUGGUGGAGAAAAUGAUUGAACCAAAGGGCUUUUUCAGCUUGACUGCAAAGAUUCUUGAAGCACUGGCUAAAAGUGAUGAGCAUUUUGUGCAAAACUGCAACAGCCUGAAUUCUUUAAAUGAAGUAAUCCCCACUGACCUCCAAAGUAGAUUCAGUGUAAUUUGCAGCGAGAAAAUUGAGCAUAUCUACCGAAGAAUCUCUAGUUAUAAAAAGUUUUCACGAGUGUUAAAAAAUAGAGCAUGGCCUACCUUUAAACAGGCCAAGUCAAAGAUCUCACCACUUCACAGCAGCGAUUUCUGUCCAACCAACUGCCAUAUCAAUGUAAUGGAAGUCUCUUAUCCUAAAACCUCAACUUCUCUUGGUAGUGCCUUUGGUGUGCAGCUAGACAGCAGAAAGCAUUCUUCACAUGAGAAAGAAAACAAAAAUAGUGAGCAAGGUAAACUGGGUCCCAUGGUUUACAUACAACAUACCAUUACCACCAUGGCAGCCCCUUCAGGACAUUCCCUAGGUCAACAGGAAGGCCAUGGUCUGAGAUAUCUGUUAAAGGAAGAGGACUUAGAAACACAAGAUGUCUAUCAGAAAUUGUUGGGCAAAUUGCAAACUGCACUGAAAGAGGUGGAAACGUGUGUCUCUCAGAUAGAUGACCUUCUCUCUUCAAUAACCUAUUCUCCCAAAUCAGAACGUAAAACACCUGAGCCCUUAAUACCAGCAGAGAGUGACAAUGAAAAGGGAGAAAGGAAUGGGAAAAGGGUCUGUUUCAAUGUAGCAGGUGAUGAGCAGGAAGAUUCUGGUCAUGACACCAUCAGCAACAGAGAUUCAUACAGUGAUUGCAAUAGCAACAGGAACUCCAUUGCCUCAUUUACCAGCAUUUGCAGUAGCCAGUGCAGUUCUUACUUUCACAGUGAUGAAAUGGACUCAGGUGAUGAACUUCCCUUAAGUGUUCGCAUUUCUCAUGAUAAACAGGACAAACUUCAUAGCUGUUUGGAGCAUCUUUUUGGUCAGGUAGACUCAAUUGUCAAUCUUCUGAAAGGACCAGCUGUAAUGAGGGCCUUUGAACAAACCAAGUUCUUCACGCCAGGUCGAGGCCUGCAAGCAUUUCAGCAGGAAAUGGAACCUAAGCUUAGCUGUCCAAAGAGAUUACGACUUCACAUCAAGCAAGACCCUUGGAACCUUCCCAGCAGUGUCCAAAAUCUUGCACAGAAUAUCAGAAAAUUUGUUGAAGAGGUGAAGACAAGGAUACUUUUGGCACUCCUUGAAUAUACAGAUAGUGAGAUACAGCUCAGACGAGACAUGGUCUUCUGCCAAAGUCUGGUGGCCACAGUCUGUGCUUUUUCAGAGCAACUAAUGGCUGCCUUAAAUCAGAUGUUUGACAACAGCAAAGAGUAUGAAAUGGAGACUGGAGAGGCCAGCAGAAGGUGGUUGGAACAGAUAGCUAAUGCAGGUGUCCUCCUUCACUUCCAGUCAUUGUUGUCACCUAACCUGACUGAUGAACAAGCCAUGCUAGAAGAUACAUUGGUUGCUUUGUUUGACCUGGAAAAAGUUACUUUUUAUUUUAGACAGUCAGAACUAGAACAACUAGUCGCAAAUGUUCCAAUCACAUAUCAAGCAGAAGGAAGCCGGCAAGCUUUGAAGGUUUACUUUUAUCUUGAUAGUUACCAUUUUGAGCAGCUUCCUCAAAAGCUGAAGAAUGGAGGAGGGUUUAAAAUCCACCCAGUACUUUUUGCACAAGCACUGGAGAGCAUGGAAGGAUAUUAUUACAGAGACAAUGUGUCCGUAGAAGAAUUUCAAGCCCAGAUUAAUGCAGCGUCACUGGAAAAGGUCAAACAGUAUAACCAGAAACUCAGAACAGGAUUUAACAGCCCAUGCAGUUUUCCUGGAAGCUCAAUACCAGCGUGUCAACAAAAAAAGAAAAAUAAACAUGGGUAUUUGCUUCAACUGCAACCAAGAGAUAUGCACAUGCACUGUACAGUGUGCAUAAAAAGAUCACAAGAUGGUGCAUUCUAGUGACCACAAGAUGGUGUAUUCCAUGAGGAAAUAACAUCCAGUGGAAUUUUUCAUACAGAAAAAUUUCUGCUUUUAUUUAUGUGUAAAGUAAUGUAACAAGCCCAGGAGAAUAGAUAUUAGGCGUUUUCACUGCAUUUGUGGAAGCCAUUUCUCUGAGUAGGCUAUAUUUGUAGAUGAAUUUUAAAAAGGCUCACUGGAAAAUCAAGAAUGCAGUAAAAUUGUGGCUUUUUGUUUUUCUAGCUUCAUGAGGCUGAUGAAAUCUGUAAUGGUAUCUGGUUCCCAUUAGCUCUGAGAAGGUGGGCGGCUUUUAAAAGAAGAAAUGAGAAGUGGGGGAAAGAACGAUGAGAUAAAGAUGUAGGAGAAAGGGGAAGGAGGAGGAAAGAGAACACAUUCAUCCUGUCCAAACUUUUCUUAAAGUGACAGUACUUGGAUAGGGAACAGUGAGCAGUAUUAAAAAAAGAGUGAAGAUCCCAGUAUUACAGUUCCUUCCAUUCACCAUUUUCAAGAGAGGUUCUCUGUGCUUUUCUUCUGAAAAUAUGUCUAGGUGUACAUAGUGUUCUUCUGUUUUACCUCAUUGAUGGACUUUCAGAAAUUCCUUUAGGAGUUCGUAAAAGAUAUUCAAUAAAAAUUGUGCAUUUCCUUUCUGUUUACUAUAUCUGUGUCUCUGCACUUUUAACCCAACUAUCGUUAUAAUAAUUAGGCACCCUAUUGCAUUCACUCUUCUCUUGUUUCAUUUACUGUCAUCCAGGAGCAUGUUCUCAGUUUCUUCUACUGGUUCGUUUAUUGUGGAAGUACUUGUGUGAAACAUGGGUUCUGCAGCUUUCUCUGACCAUGGCAACACAUGGGCUAGCUGAGGCCAGCCUUUCACUGAAGAAGUUCUGUUUCCAAAUUACUUGGCUCUUACACCAGCGGCACAAGACAGCUAGUUGAGGAGGUUUACUAUCCAAGGGCCUGACCUAAAGCUUACUGAAAUCAAUGGCAAAAAUCUCACUCACUUAAUUGGCCUAAAAGUGCUGAUGCUGCCUGAUCCUACUUAGUUUGUGUGAGCUGGAAAGAGCACAGAACAAGGUGGCUACUGCUGUGCAUUAUUAUGUUCUUCCUAUCUUAGUUCCUGCUGCAGCUUUAAUGAGAUAACAGUACUCUUAAGGCCAUCUUUACGCACAAACCUGACCGGUGGCCAAUCUCUAGGACAAUACUUUUUCAAAAAGUCAUGAUUAAACAGUCAAGAUUUACCAAAAAUUUCAUAGGGGUGUCGAGUGGGUCUUUUGUAUUCUCAGUAUAGGAAAAAAACCCUGUUAUGUCCAAUACUAAUGUGGUAAGUGUUUGUAAGUGCUGACUUUUUAAUGGUGAUCAUACCACAUCCCAUAAAUGAGGGACAAGGGAGCUUCAGGAAUUAACUGCAUAUGUAAUAUAAUGUGAAAAUAGAGUACAAGAAAUCCAGAAAAGCAGAUGCUAAUAUUCUUGUUCUGCCAGUUGCUAGUCAGAAUAGGUGUUUGGCUACGAGACUCUAAUAAAGUAACUAUAGCAGCAAAACUCAGUGACAUUUGGAUAAUAGUUCUCAAAGAAAACCAUAAAAUUGAAAUUAAAUAUCUCAUGGAAAUGUAUGCAUGCUCCCUGGAAGUUCUGGAAGUAUAACUUUUAACUCUGCAGGUACCGGUAGUAGAAUCUA